GUGCUAUCCAAUACUUCCCAUCUGUUAUGUUUGAGGACUCCAGGAAGUGAAUUAUACAUUGAAUGUUGUCAGUGGGUAUCAAAUUAUAUAUAUAUUAUCGUAUUUUAAUUUCACAGCCCCUUAAUAAAUAUCCCGUUAAGGAUUUCGGAGCAGACUGUGUGGUUUAAGGUAAAUUACUUCAGUCAGUGUUCUUUCAAUAUUCAGUUUUAGUUCGAACGUCACUUGACCAGGAUACAACACGGAACUCAAGCCAGCAGCGAGAGCAAUCAUGCUGAUGAAAAAGAGAGGGCAUACGUGUUUGCUGGCGUCGAGUAUGGCUUCACUAGUUGUGCUCAUGAUGGUGCUGUACGGUACCAUUGGCAGCCAGCAGCCAGUCAGCUUAGGCUUCAGACAUGACUACCAGCUGCUGGGCAGACCCCUGUACAAACUGGACCUGAGCUGGCCCAAGUACCCUGAGCUCUUCACCGGGGAGGUGUUUGCAGUGGCUGUCAACCAGUAUGCUGGUGUGGUGUAUGUGGCACAGAGAGGUAACAAUGUGCCCAAGGUACUGGUGUUCAGCACAGAUGGAGACUUCCUCAUGUCCUGGAACACAACCACUCUGGAGAUGCCUCAUGGUAUGUUCUUAGCAGACGCAGCGUCUUCAAACCCCACUGUGUGGAUCACAGAUGUGGGGAGCGGCCCGUACGGCCACUGCAUCAAACAGUACUCACCAUCGGGGAAGCUCUUACAGGUGCUUGGUACACCUGGGAAAGCCGGCUCUGGGCUGAACCCUCUGCAGUUCCACCAGCCAGCUGAGAUCUACGUCCACGACUCUGGAGAGAUGUACAUCGUGGACGGUGACGGCGGGAUGAACAACCGCCUCAUCAAGCUGUCCAAAGAGCAGGAGAUACUGUGGAUUCACGGAGAGAAAGGGCAAAGCAUAGCUCAGUUCUACAUCCCCCACAGCGUGACCGUGGACAGCGUCCAGAGGGUGUGGGUAGCCGACAGGGGGAACAAGAGGAUCCAGGUCUUUAACUCCGUCACCGGGGACUGGCUGGGGACAUGGGGGAGCUGCUUCACCGAGGAUGCGCCCUACUCCGUCCGCCUGACCCCGGACAAGAAGUACUUCGUCGUUGUCCAGCUCAACACCAAUCAGAUUUCGCUGCUGGAAGCCCCACAGGUGGGUUUGAUUGGCCAGUGCACUGUGGUCAGUGUGAUCCAGCUGGCUGAUGAAGUGAAGCCCCAUCUGGUAGACCUAGACCUGAAGACAGGGGCCCUGUAUGUGGCUGAGAUUGGAGCUCAGCAGGCCCAGAAGUUCACCCCCUUCAGUCUGGGGGGUGGCUUCCCAUAGUGCCACACUUUGAAAUGACAUGAUCAAUCAAACACUGAUAAUUAGAGUCACCAGUUAUUUAAAAGUGGACCAAAAAUCUCCAUGUUUUAUGUAAUUCAUGUGAUACAGAAAAUAAUCACGGUAUGUCAGUAUGAUGAACCCUGCUAAUAAGAUAAGCCACCUGAGGUUAAGAUGUCUGAUAUCCCCGUCUCACAGAAAUUACAUUUUUAUAGGACGAAUUUGCAACAGUAUUUAUGUUUUGAAACCGUUAUGCCAUGUGGAUACCUUUUUACAAUGACAAAAUGAGACACAAGGGUUUUAAUCAACAAAUUUUGAUCCACAUUUUGAAAAUUUGCAUGAGAAAAGUUUGAUGGAAACACCAAAAUUAGAAAAAAGCUUUAGAAAAUAGGCAUACGGUUUUAAGCUCCCUUGAGGUGGUUUUAGUCUCUUUUCUUUUUUGUUAAUGCGGUUAGCAUGAUUAGAAAUGAUUUUUAAGAAUAAGUUCUGACAUAGCGAAACAUUUAACUCAUGACUGAUCAGCUGUUUCAGCUUUGCCGGUCAACACGAGCUUAACAUGAAAGCUAUUGUAGCUCCAGUAUAUUCAAACACCCUCCCGAUUAAACCCAGUCUACUCUGAUUGGUCAGUGUUUCUGGGUCUUCUGCAUCAUAGGAAUGACGGGAACAGAGUAUAGCAACAGCACUUUCUAGCAUGAAAAAUCACAGAUAAAAGCUUUUAAACUAAAUGCUACACAAUGUAACAUGUUCUAGCAGCAAUGUGAUCUGAAAUUGUGGAGAAAUCCACACCGUCAGGAACCAAAAUACUGGUUUCUCUGACGUUAGCAUGUAGCUGCAUGUAGCAGUUUAUGCAUGUAAAGACUGCAGUAACAUGCCUUUUGCAGGUGACAGACAAUACAUAGAAACCUGGCAGCUGAAUGUUGGAAAUGGAGGAUUCACAUUGGGCAGAAAUCUGAGGUUUUUGCUUCCAGGGAUUGAUUUGACACGUUUACAACAUUAUUUAAACUUUUGGCAUGUUUAACAUGACCAUCCCACAUUAUAUAACUAACAGAUAAUAAGACAAAUUAUAAUAGGUGUUGUUUGAUAGGUUCUUUGUUUUUUUCAUAAAUUGACCAAAACGCAGUAGGAGUCCAAUUCUAACCUUAUGUGGGACUUUUAGCUCUGCAGCACCUCAUGGAGUGGAAAAAACAAUUCUUUUUUUUCAAUGUUUAUUUUAGGAGAUCAUUUUUUUAAAAACAGUUAAGAUAAAUUAUAAGCAGAUUCUCAAUAUUAAAGGAUCCGGAUCAGCAAAACAUGACCAGGACAUCCCUACUUUUAACUGAGCCAAGUAUGAUAUUAGUGUAAUUUUUUUGAGACAAGGUUUCCUCUGACCUUUGUACCAUAGUACAAUGUACGGAAUGUGAAAAGUUAAUGGAGUUCUGACUGUGAAGUCAUUAUUCUGAGAAUGAAGUCCGAAUUCUGAGAAACAAAAGAUUUGAGUUCUGAGUUUAAAGUUGGAAUUCGGACUUUAAAAUUCUGAAUUCUUAGUUUAAAGUCAGAUUUAUUUAUUUUUUUAACAUUUCUGAUUUUAGAAUUUAGAAUUUAUUUUAGAAUUUAGUCAGAAUUCAGACUUUAUUAAUCCUCCUUCAAUGUGAAAAUAAUGACACCAUCACUAAAGGAUGUCUCCAUAUUAAUUGCAAAAAAAAAAAAAAUAUAUAAUAUAUAUUAUAAAUAAAUAUCUACUAGGCAUAGGUUAUUUCAGUAAUUAGUUAAAAUUGUAGUGUCAUGUUUGUAACAAAACCACUUCUGCAAUCUGCAAUGAACAAGCGGGUUACUUGGCAUCUUCACAAUAGAUAAGGGCAGCAUGUUGUUGGUUAUUUAUCGACUCACUACUAUCAAUAAUUGCAUAUAGCUGUUGCGUUUUUCACUGUUAUGUGCUGUUUGUGAAAUAUGCCAUUUUUGUGCCAUUUCUUUUUUUCUUGACUUUGAACUGCUUGAAAAGAUAAAAGCUUCUCUGGGGCAGAUCUGUUUCCCUUCUUCACUGAAGACACUUUAAACUGCUUUUUGCUGGUUCAGCCUUUUGCAGGUAUAUAUAUGGCUGUUUUUAAAGACAUUUGUAUAUUUUCAUGUGUAAAAGGUUAGAAGUGAAUUGUUUAGUGCACUAUUUAGCCUGAGUUGUCUUUAAAUAUCACGAAGCAACUAAUAAUGAAGUGAAUAUAUAAGGUGUAUGAAAUUCUUUCUGAAUUGCCAUAAUCGGUGUAUAUUUAAUCUUGAUGUAUUAUAUGAAUUGCGUUCUUGCAUUAUAUCUUCUGUAUUACAGAAUCACCUGUAUUUUGAUAUUAUAAUGACUUUGAAGAGUUGCAGGGUCUGAAGUGUGCUGGCUGUUUGGUGAUGUUUUGAUUUCCAUUUU
Centropristis striata (black sea bass) is the source of this 3713-nucleotide messenger RNA. RefSeq names its product NHL repeat-containing protein 3-like. Gene Ontology annotation, biological process: negative regulation of translation; proteasome-mediated ubiquitin-dependent protein catabolic process; protein polyubiquitination. Gene Ontology annotation, molecular function: translation repressor activity; ubiquitin protein ligase activity; protein binding. The coding region runs from base 269 to 1330 and encodes 353 amino acids. The record is from RefSeq and is a predicted model, not a curated record. Lineage: Eukaryota; Metazoa; Chordata; Actinopteri; Perciformes; Serranidae. The transcript has 3 exons.